This is a messenger RNA of Cinclus cinclus, 1616 nucleotides long. It is a transcript of the gene MARCHF4, whose product is annotated as membrane associated ring-CH-type finger 4. Bases 1 to 1170 code for a protein of 389 amino acids. The record is from RefSeq and is a predicted model, not a curated record. Gene Ontology annotation, molecular function: ubiquitin-protein transferase activity; zinc ion binding. The transcript has 4 exons. Gene Ontology annotation, biological process: protein ubiquitination. NCBI's taxonomy places the organism in Eukaryota, Metazoa, Chordata, Aves, Passeriformes, Cinclidae.
AUGUUAAUACCACCCGGCGCGGGCAUUUUCUGCUACUGCUGCUGCGGGCUCCUCCGUCCGAGACAGAUGUUGCGAAACCAAGGCCUCCUCAAGUGCCGCUGCCGCAUGCUCUUCAAUGACCUGAAGGUCUUCCUGCUGCGGAGACCCCCCGCGCCGCCGCCGCCCUCCCCGCCGCCGCCGCUCCCCAUGCCCGGCGGCGCAGAGGCGGCGGCGGGGGCCGCACCGCCCGGGGGGCGCGGGCCCGGCUGGCGGGCGGCGGGCGGCGGCGGCGGCGCGGGCAGCCCGACCGCCGAGGAGUGGGGCAGCCCCGCCGGGGAGCCGCCCGCCUCCCUGCCCAGCAGCACCUCCUCGGAUGACUUCGGCAAGGGCAAGGCCGAGGACCGCUACUCGCUGGGCAGCAGCGUCGACAGCGGCAUCCGCACCCCGCUCUGCAGGAUCUGCUUCCAGGGGCCCGAGCAGGGGGAGUUGCUGAGCCCGUGUCGAUGUGAUGGAUCUGUGAAGUGCACGCACCAGCCAUGUCUGAUCAAAUGGAUUAGUGAGAGAGGCUGCUGGAGCUGUGAGCUGUGUUACUACAAGUAUCACGUCAUUGCCAUAAGCACAAAGAACCCUCUGCAGUGGCAGGCCAUCUCUCUGACAGUCAUUGAGAAGGUUCAGAUAGCAGCAGCCAUCCUGGGUUCCCUCUUCCUCAUCGCCAGUAUCUCGUGGCUCAUCUGGUCAACCUUCAGUCCUUCAGCCAAGUGGCAGCGCCAGGACCUGCUCUUCCAGAUCUGCUAUGGAAUGUACGGCUUCAUGGACAUUGUCUGUAUAGGUCUAAUAAUACACGAAGGGCCCUCGGUGUACCGGAUUUUUAAACGGUGGCAGGCGGUCAAUCAGCAGUGGAAAGUGCUGAACUAUGACAAAACAAAGGACAUGGAGGAGCAAAAAACAGGGACCAGGACAAACCAGCGCCCCUCCUCCCAAACCAACCACUCGUCCUCCACUGGUGGUACAGCCACUAACUCCGCUCCAGCCGACAGCGGGGCACGGGCUGCCGGCCAUGCCACAGGCACCCUCUCUGACCACCACUGUGCUUAUACCAUCCUGCAUAUACUCAGCCACCUGAGGCCUCACGAACAGAGGAGUCAGUCUAGUAGUAACAGAGAGCUCGUCAUGAGGGUCACGACGGUCUGAGCCGAGGAAUUCAGGAGGCCUUAACAUGAAGCGGAGGAGACAAAAGAACUCAUAAAGCAGAGGAGCAUGGUGUGCCUUUUUCUUUCUCUUUCCUUUUCUUUUUUCUUCUUUUUUUUCUUCUCUCCUUUUCUUUUUUCAGUAACUGCACAAGAUAUAAGAGGCGGCACCUGGCCAGCUAAGGAAAAAAGCAGGUGGAGGGAGAGCUGCACACUCAUGCUAAAGAGGUUAAUGUUUUCCAGCCUGUUUAAAAAAAAAAAAGAGAAAAAAAAAAAAGAAAAAAAUAACAACACAAAUCACAAAAAAAAAAAAAAAAAACCAACAAAACAAGUGCAAUACAGACUACAAACUGAGUAGGCAGAGUUCUGGGGAAGCAGAGGAACAGACGGUUUAGCAUGUCUUACAAAUCCUGUUACCUGGAACAGGUAACGCUCUGUGCACAGCCCCCG